AUGUUGCGCGCAGCCAUUCUAGGACUGAUAUUCAUCGGCGAGAUCAGUGUGGGUACACCACCCCAACCGUUCACUGUAGUGUUUGACACUGGUUCGAGCUUUUUCUGGUUGCCUAGCUCAGAUUGCGUUGGGGGUUGUGAGCCGCAUUCUAAAUUUGAUGCCCGAAGAAGUCAAUCGUAUGAGGCAGAUCAUCCUCAUGAGUCGGAUGUUAACUUCAUUCAGUAUGGCACCGGUUCUUGUUUGCUUGAAUUCGGCAGAGACAGAGUGCAGAUCGGUGACAUCACGGUGAAGAAUCAAACCAUUGGCUUGAGUAUUCGAGAAAGUGUGGAGCCGUUUUCUUCCGUCCCGAUUGACGGUAUCUUUGGUUUGGGCUACGCUAGUGAGGGAAGUCGGUGGUAUGAUGCGUCGCCAAUAGAGAACAUGUAUCGUCAGCAGGUGGUCAAAAAACCGGUUGCAGUCUUUGACUUCCGGGCCCGGAAUGAGCGGUCGGAAAAGGAGGGGGAAUUGAAUGGCUGGAUGUACCUGGGGAGUUUCCCUCCGCACACCAGAGAUUGGAUGUGGUUUCCCUUGUCCUCACUGAGACAUUGGGAAGUCCCUCUGUCCACAAUAAAAGUAAACGGCCGUCCAGUUCCAGGACUGUGCGCGACCCCUCUGUCCGCGACCCCUCUGCCCGACUUAUCUGAUCAAGAAAUGAGCGAGCCUCGCCGCCAAGCACCCAAAGACGACGAUGUCAUAGCCCUGGACGCCUUAGACGUACGAACCGUGCCCAAGUCCUACUGCUCUGCCGCUAUAGACACAGGCAGUAGCUUAGUUACCGUGCCGUCGCGAGAGUUUAUGCACCUUGUCCACGCCCUCAAUAUUGACUCACCCCUACAACCGUGCCACUCCUUGCACCAUGAAAUAUCCUUCGUGCUAGAAGAUGUCGAUGGACAGUCCCACGAAUUCGCUAUAGGACCGCAAAAUUAUAUGAUCAACAUGAUGGAACAAUACGACCAUGUUCAACAUGACCAUCAAGACCGCCGCUCACAGGAGGAAAAAGAUGCACUGGAACACCGCCCAUACGACAGUGAUACAUGCGUCUUCGGUAUCAUGCCACUUCCGGUACCCAAUGACCGACCAUUGGUCGUUCUCGGCAUCAUGUUCCUCGAGAAUUUCCAUGUUGCCUUCGACUAUGGUAAGCUCGAGAUUCGACCGGAAAAUGUAUUUAACGCAGAACAGGGCAGGGUUGGACUGCAUCACAAAACCAGUGGGUCCUAA
Gregarina niphandrodes is the source of this 1257-nucleotide messenger RNA. RefSeq names its product aspartyl protease. The coding region runs from base 1 to 1257 and encodes 418 amino acids. NCBI's taxonomy places the organism in Eukaryota, Apicomplexa, Conoidasida, Eugregarinorida, Gregarinidae. Gene Ontology annotation, molecular function: aspartic-type endopeptidase activity. Gene Ontology annotation, biological process: proteolysis. The record is from RefSeq and is a predicted model, not a curated record. The transcript has 3 exons.